CAGAACAAGCCCUGACUCUGCCCUAAGAUCUGCUUCCUUCCAGCUGUGUCCCAACUCCAAAUAAGUGAGGAGUCUGGAGUCUGAUUGAGAGGAAACCAGAGAGGAGAGAUCUGAUCUCAGAGUCUAAAAAUACCCCCUCCUGAGCUUGCUGCCUGCCUGCCUCUAACUGCCCCAGGGUAAGAAAGACUCCUGUAACUGCUCCAGGCCCAGCUCUCUCGAAGCAAUGAACCUCUCAUUCUGUGGAAGUGAUUUAAACUCCUCGUACAAUGUGAACAGUGGGGUGUUAAACAAUAUCUGUUUCCUGGAUGCCUUAAAUUUGGUCCCGCAUGUUCUUCUUUUAUUUAUAACAUUUCCAAUACUAUUUAUAGGCUGGGGAAGCCAAAGCUCCAAGGUCCAAAUUCACCACAACACGUGGCUGCACUUCCCGGGCCAUAACCCACGAUGGGUGCUAACCUUCAUCCUAUUGUUUGUCCAUGUCUGCGAGAUUGCCGAGGGCAUCGUGUCGGAGGCAAACAUGAACACCGAUUAUUCCCAUCUCCACCUCCACCUGCACCUCUAUAUGUCAGCCAUGGUGGGCUUCAUUGCAGCCACCACUUCGAUAAUUUACUACCAUAACAUCGAGACCUCCAACUUUCCCAAACUACUCCUAGCUCUUUUUCUUUAUUGGGUGUUAGCGUUUACCUGCAAAACCAUCAAAUUUUGGAAAUAUUUGGAGAAUGGCAUAACGCAUAAACAGUUACGUUUAUGUAUCACCGGAGUAAUGGUAAUAUUGUACGGACUACUGAUGGCGGUGGAAAUGAAUGUUAUUCUAGUCAGGAAAUAUGUGUUUUUCAUGAACCCUCAGAAAGUUAAACCUGCCGAGGAUCUCCAGGAUUUGGGUGUAAGGUUUCUGCAGCCAUUUGUAAAUUUGCUUUCUAAAGCAACGUAUUGGUGGAUGAAUCCUCUGAUUAUCUCAGCACACAGACGGCCCAUCGAUCUGAAAAUCAUAGGCAAGUUGCCAAUAGCGAUGAGAGCCCUUACAAACUACUUCAACCUGAAGAACGCCUACGAGGAGCAAAGGAAAAAGGCGGCUGACCAACCCCACAAGGACCCCUCUAUUUGGCGGGCAAUAUAUAAAGCAUUUGGAAGACCCAUUUUACUGAGCAGCACUUUCCGGUACAUGGCCGAUUUAUUGGGAUUUGCUGGACCUCUUUGUAUUUCAGGAAUCGUUCAACGAAUCGGGAGGAAUGAAACCACUAUAGAGGAGGUGCAGGAUUUACCAAAGACAUCCUUUAUCACAGUCUAUUUCCUUCCUUCCACGGGAUUUCUAGAAAACUAUUAUGUCCUCUCUGUUCUCCUGUUUUUGGCACUUAUUCUUCAAAGAACGUUCCUGCAAGCUUCUUACUAUGUCGCCAUAGAAACCGGCAUUAACCUGCGUGGGGCGUUAAUGGCCAUGAUCUAUAACAAGAUUCUGCGACUCUCCACGUCCAACAUGUCCAUGGGGGAGAUGACUUUGGGACAGAUAAAUAACUUGGUUGCAAUUGAGACCAAUCAGCUGAUGUGGUUCCUGUUUUUGUGCCCCAAUCUGUGGGCGAUGCCAGUGCAGAUCAUUAUGGGGGUAAUCCUUCUAUACAAACUGCUGGAUGUCAGUGCGUUGGUGGGAGCUGCGGUCAUUGUCCUUCUCGCUCCGGUACAAUACUUCAUUGCCACAAAGCUGGCCGACGUGCAGAAAAGCACGCUGGAUUAUUCGACCGAACGUUUAAAGAAAACAAAUGAAAUACUGAAAGGGAUAAAGUUAUUGAAGCUGUACGCUUGGGAGAAUAUUUUUUGUGCGAGCGUUGAAGAAACCAGGAUGAAAGAGCUACGGAGUUUGAAAGCGUUUGCAAUUCAUACGUCCCUGUCCAUAUUUAUGAAUGCGGCAGUUCCGAUAGCAGCAGUACUAGCAACAUUUGUGACGCACGCGUAUGUGAGCAACAAUGAGCUGACGCCUGCUACCGCCUUCGCAUCUCUGUCGCUAUUCCAUAUCCUGGUCACCCCUCUCUUCCUGCUCUCCACCGUGGUCCGAUUCGCAGUCAAAGCCCUGGUGAGUGUCCAAAAACUAAACGAAUUCUUUAUAAGUGAUGAGAUCCGAGAUGACGGCUUUAAAAACGGAGACUCCUGUAUUCCCUUCGAUGCUUGCCGGAAGCACCCCGGUAUAAAUUCACGGGCUUUUAACAGGAAGCAGCCAUUGCGACACCAGAUGGAUCGAUAUGAAAAGUCAUCCUACAGAUCGACGCGUCCAUCCGAUCUCGAUGAAGCAGCAAUCAAGGUGUACGGUGGUUAUUUCUCCUGGGGAAGCGGCCUGGCCACACUGUCCAACAUCGAUAUCCAGAUACCCACAGGACAUCUCACAAUGGUUGUGGGCCAAGUGGGCUGUGGCAAAUCUUCCCUCCUUUUGGCGAUCCUGGGUGAGAUGCAAAGCUUGGAAGGGAGAGUCUGUUGGAACAAGCUUCCUGAAGGGGAAAUGACUUUGGAUGGACAUUCCAGUGAAUAUGACAGCGACCUGUCUUGUGACGUGGACAGAAGUUCCUUCCAUCAUUUAAAGGAUUUUCGAAUUUCAGUCUCCAGCAAGAACAGACAUGCCGUGGCUUAUGCUGGACAGAAAUCCUGGCUACUUAAUGCCACGGUGGAGGAGAACAUAACGUUUGGCAGUACAUUCAACAAACUGAGAUACAAGGCUGUCAUCGAUGCCUGCUCACUCCAGCCAGAUAUUGACUUAUUACCUUUUGGAGACCAAACAGAAAUUGGAGAAAGGGGAAUUAAUUUAAGUGGAGGCCAACGUCAGAGGAUAUGUGUGGCGCGCGCUCUCUAUCAGAACACCAAUAUUGUAUUCCUGGAUGACCCUUUCUCCGCUCUCGAUAUACAUCUAAGCGAUCAUCUAAUGCAAGAAGGGAUUUUAAAGUUUCUUCGAGAUGAUAAGCGGACAGUGAUUCUAGUGACACAUAAAUUGCAAUACCUUCCUCACGCGGACUGGAUCAUUGCUAUGAAAGAUGGGACUGUGCUGAGAGAGGGGACAUUAAAGGACAUUCAGAACAAUGAUAAUGAACUGUACGAGCACUGGAAAACGUUAAUGAAUCGCCAGGAUCAGGAGCUGGAGAAGGAUACGGAUGCUGAUCAGGCUACGAUGGAGAGGCAAACCCUGCGCAGAGCGAUGUACUCCCGAGAAGCUAAAGCACAAAUUGAGGAUGAAGAAGAAGAGGAGGAAGAGGAGGAAGAUGAAGAGGACAAUAUGUCCGUAGCAAUGAGGCAGAGGACAAACAUGCCGUGGCGGACGUGCUGGAAAUAUCUGACAUCUGGAGGGUAUCUUCUGCUCUUUCUGAUGAUCAUCUCGAAGCUUUUGAAACACUCGGUUAUUGUGGGGAUCGAUUACUGGUUGGUUCUGUGGACAUCAACGAAUGUCACCAGUGGGACACAGCGCGCAUACAAUGUGGCCGGUUUCAGCAUACUCAGCGCCUUGGGGAUCAUUUUGUGUCUCAUAACCUCCUUAACGGUAGAGUGGAUGGGCGUCACGGCUGCCACCAACCUGCACGAUAACCUCCUGAAGAAGAUAAUUCUGGCACCAAUUCGAUUUUUUGAUACGACUCCCCUUGGUCUGAUUUUAAAUCGAUUUUCUGCUGACACUAAUAUUAUAGACCAGCACAUUCCACCCACCGUGGAGUCUCUCACCAGGUCCACGUUACUGUGCCUCUCAGCUAUUGGCGUGAUCUCCGUGGCUGCACCUCCGUUCCUGGCCGCACUGCUUCCUCUGGGUAUAGCGUUUCACUUUAUCCAGAAAUAUUUUAGAGUUGCCUCCAAAGACCUCCAGGAAAUGGAUGACAACACGCAGCUUCCGUUAUUAUGUCACUUCUCUGAGACCGCGGAGGGACUCACAACUAUACGCGCCUUCAAGCACGAAACUCGAUUCAGACAACGCAUGCUGGAGCUGACGGACACCAAUAACCUGGCUUAUUUAUUCCUCUCUGCCGCUAACCGUUGGCUCGAGGUCAGGACGGAUUAUUUAGGUGCUUGUAUUGUGUUCACGGCCGCUGUGAUAUCCAUUAAGUGGGGCCUCAGUGCUGGCGUUGCAGGUCUGGUCCUAACCUAUGCGCUCACGGUAACGAAUUAUUUGAACUGGGUGGUGAGAAGUUUGGCAGAUUUGGAAGUACAGAUUGGCGCAGUAAAGAAAGUCAACAGUUUCCUGAACAUUGAAUCCGAGAACUAUGAGGGCACAUUAGAUACACAGCAGGUUCCGGAGGAUUGGCCCAAAGACGGGGAAAUAAAGAUAAGCGACUUGUGCGUCAGAUACGAGACUAACCUCAAACCAGUCCUGAAACACGUGAAGGCGUAUAUUAAACCUGGACAGAAGGUCGGUAUCUGCGGACGGACCGGGAGUGGUAAAUCCUCACUAUCUCUGGCGUUUUUCAAAAUGGUGGAUAUAUUCGACGGGAAAAUAGUCAUUGAUGGGAUUGACAUCUCCAAACUUCCUUUGCAUACGCUACGUUCCAGACUGUCAAUCAUUCUCCAAGAUCCUGUGCUGUUCAGCGGCUCCAUCAGAUUCAACUUGGAUCCCGAAUGCAAAUGCUCAGAUGACAGGCUAUGGGAAGCCCUUGAAAUCGCACAGCUGAAGAAUUUAGUCAAAGCUUUGCCUGGAGGUUUGGAUGCAAUAGUCACAGAAGGCGGAGAGAAUUUCAGUGUUGGACAGAGACAACUAUUCUGUUUGGCUCGAGCCUUCGUUCGAAAGAGCAGCAUUCUAAUAAUGGAUGAGGCUACCGCAUCCAUAGACAUGGCGACUGAAAACAUUUUGCAGAAAGUUGUGAUGACGGCGUUUGCAGAUCGCACCGUAGUGACAAUUGCUCAUCGAGUUCACACCAUUCUCACCGCAGACCUGGUGAUCGUCAUGAGACGGGGAAAUAUUCUAGAAUACGACACACCAGAAAAUCUCCUGAUGCAGGAAGAUGGCAUUUUUGCUUCGUUUGUUCGAGCCGACAUGUGAAUGGGUUUUUGAGCCGCAUGCAGCAUUUUUAUAGCUUUUUGUAAUAAAUUAAGGGUUUAUAUUUUCUAUUUAAAAGGAGCAUGGUCUUGUAAAAUGUCAAGGUUUUACAAUAUUUGUACAUCACUUAGAAAUAAAGUUUUCUUCACUGAUAU
This is a messenger RNA of Pelobates fuscus (common spadefoot toad), 5142 nucleotides long. RefSeq names its product ATP binding cassette subfamily C member 9 (gene ABCC9). The record is from RefSeq and is a predicted model, not a curated record. Gene Ontology annotation, molecular function: sulfonylurea receptor activity; ABC-type transporter activity; ATP hydrolysis activity. The coding region runs from base 224 to 4990 and encodes 1588 amino acids. Lineage: Eukaryota; Metazoa; Chordata; Amphibia; Anura; Pelobatidae. The transcript has 41 exons. Gene Ontology annotation, biological process: transmembrane transport; potassium ion transport. Gene Ontology annotation, cellular component: membrane.